AUGAAGGAUGCCUCGAAUGGCUCUGGUCAGCCUGUACCACUCAUGACAGCAUGGAAUACCGAAUCACAAAUCCAUCUUAUCAUUGGCGCCAAUCCUCUGGCGGCGGCGAGAUGUACGAAGAGCCUUAACGCCGGCGCCACCCCGAUUCUCAUUGCGCCGGAGACUGCAGACUUGCACUUUACUCUGUCAGAAUACAUUUCCAAGGGAUCUGUACAAUGGCUACGUCGCGAGUUUCAAGACAGUGACUUGACUAGUCUGGGAAGAGAGGAAGUGGACCGCGUGGUCGACAUGGUCUUCGUUACCUUGGGUGGCAAGCAUACCUCGAGCCCACAUAUCUCAACAUUAUGUCGCCGUCUUCGAAUCCCCGUCAAUGUGUCCGAUGCUCCCGAGCUCUGCUCAUUCAGCCUUCUCUCAACCUACUCCGACGGGCCGCUACAUAUUGGAAUUACAACAUCGGGACGUGGAUGCAAACUCGCAUCAAGACUUCGACGUGAAAUUGCUGCUUUCCUCCCUGCAAACCUUGGAUCUGCCAUUGAUCGACUAGGUUCCGUGCGUCGGCAAUUAUGGGAAGAAGACAACGCAGCGGGACUGGGUGAAUCGGCUUUUGAGGGAGAUGAUGACGAUGCAGCUGGUCAAAAUCAUCACUUCAAUUCACUGGUCACGGAGGGUGAUUACUGGCCACUACGCAAGCUUGUCUCCAUCACCGAUUCCGAUAUCGAUGCUAUUCUGAAAGCGUACACUAGUGGGAGGAACGAUACUUCCGAUGUCAGUGGUGUCAACGGUGUUAGCACAAUUACGAAGAAGGGAAAGAUCGUGCUCGCUGGAUCCGGUCCUGGUCACCCUGACCUACUGACUCGCGCUACAUAUAACGCCAUUCAAAAUGCGGAUAUCAUCCUGGCUGAUAAACUGGUCCCGGCUCCGGUUUUGGACUUGAUUCCUCGUCGCACCGAGGUCCAUAUCGCCCGCAAGUUCCCCGGUAACGCCGAUCAGGCCCAGGAGGAGUUCUUGCAGAUGGGUCUUGCCUCUUUGAAAAAGGGCCAGCAAGUGCUUCGCUUGAAACAGGGAGAUCCGUACCUCUAUGGACGUGGAGCGGAGGAGUUUGAAUUCUUCCGAAAUGAAGGAUUCAUUCCCGUGGUACUGCCUGGUAUCACCAGCGCCAUGAGCGCUUCGCUUUUCGCCGAUAUCCCGGCCACGCACCGGGGUGUCUCUGACCAGGUUUUGGUCUGCACGGGGACUGGCAGGAAAGGCGCUGCGCCGAACCCACCAGCUUAUGUUCCCACGCAAACAGUUGUCUUCCUGAUGGCUCUUCACAGGCUGUCUGCUCUUAUCGAGUCGCUCACCGGAUUCCCUGCUGAAGAUACCGAGCGAUCUCGAGCACUUUGGCCGAAGAAUACUCCAUGCGCUAUUGUUGAGCGCGCAUCUUGCCCUGAUCAGAGGGUUAUCCGCUCGACGUUGGAGAAUAUUUGUCUGGCCUUUGAGGAGGCGGGUUCCCGACCACCUGGUUUGUUGGUUGUUGGGGCAAGCUGCCACGUUCUACAUAGCCCUCAGGAUGGACAGAAGUGGGUUAUUGAAGAGGGAUUCCAUGGACUUGAAGAGCUUCAUGGAGAGGUGGAGGCUGCUUUGGAGAAAUGA
Penicillium cosmopolitanum is the source of this 1632-nucleotide messenger RNA. Its product is annotated as putative siroheme synthase. The transcript has 3 exons. The record is from RefSeq and is a predicted model, not a curated record. NCBI's taxonomy places the organism in Eukaryota, Fungi, Ascomycota, Eurotiomycetes, Eurotiales, Aspergillaceae. The coding region runs from base 1 to 1632 and encodes 543 amino acids. Gene Ontology annotation, biological process: siroheme biosynthetic process; sulfate assimilation. Gene Ontology annotation, molecular function: uroporphyrin-III C-methyltransferase activity.